GGAGUAGAAGUUCGCUGAUGGCAUGAUGAAUACAGAAUACAGAGCGGUGUAGGAUUCGGUAAGGUAUUGAAAGAUUUGCCGUACCAAGUGGGUCAUUUUCAAUACGGGAUCGUCAUAUACCUUCCCAAUGCGGUUAGCCUUUGUGACAGACAACCGGUAAUUGCUCGGUUUCAAGUUUCAAUGCAGAAAAGCCGCGGUUCAAUUUCUGUGCCAUCUUUCGUCUCCUUGAAUCUGCUGCAUAUAACUAUGUGUAUGCAUCUUAAGAAUAAAACCGUCAUUGUUUUCCCGUUGGUUUUUCUUUUUACUAUCCCCGUGGGUCACUAUGGGUGCCUCUGAUAUUCCCGACCUUACAUUCACUCCCAUCGAGGAGAUCCAGGAGCGUGUCACUCGUGUGCAAACGACCUUCUUGGAGCACAAGACGCGCGAUGUCGAGUUCAGGCUGGUCCAGCUCCGGAAGCUGUACUGGGCAAUCAAGGACCAUGAACAGCAGAUUGUCGAAGCGCUCCGGCUCGAUCUAAACAAGCCCCGUUUCGAAUCCGAAAUUGGGGAGAGCAGCUGGUUGGAAAACGACAUUGUUUUUAUCUCGCGCCAUCUGUACAAAUGGGUCAAGGACGAGAGCGCUCCAGAUAUCGACCUGACCUUCAAGUUCAUGAGCCCUAAGAUCCGCAAGGACCCUCUGGGAUGUGUGUUAAUUAUUGGUGCUUUCAACUUCCCCUUCCAGCUCACCCUCGGACCUGUCCUCGGCGCUAUCGCUGCAGGAAACACGGUCGUGAUCAAGCCGAGUGAGAAUGCGCCCAGGAGCGCUGCUGUCAUGCAGAAGAUCGUAGAGUCUGCGCUGGACCCCUCCUGCUACACGAUCAUUCAGGGAGGCAUUCCCGAAACCCAGGCUCUGCUCGCGGAACGAUGGGAUAAGAUCUUCUUCACUGGCGGCGCCACCGUUGGACGUAUCAUUGCAAAGGCUGCUGCUCCCCAUUUGACCCCUGUGGUGCUGGAGCUGGGCGGCAUCAAUCCCGCGAUUAUCACCAAGUCUGCAAACCCCCGGCUGGUCGCGCGGAGACUCCUCUGGGGUAAGCUCAUGAAUGCUGGCCAGAUCUGUACCUCGCAGAACUAUCUGCUCGUGGAUAAGGCUCUCGUGCCCGCCGUGGUUGAGGAGUUCAAGAAAGCGUACAAUGAAUUCUACCCCCACGGAGCCAAGGCCUCCGCCGACUACGCUCGCAUCAUCAACGAAGGUGCCUUCCGCCGGAUCAAGUCCAUGAUUGAUAACUCCAAGGGCAAGAUCCUCAUGGGUGGAACUAUGGAUGAGAAGGACCUCUUUAUCGAGCCCACCGUUGUCCAGGUUGACUCGCCCGAUGACUCUCUCCUCAUCCAGGAAAGUUUUGGGCCUCUGAUCCCCAUCCUCCCCGUCGAGAACCUCGAGGAGGCGGUCAAUAUCGCCAAUUCAAUCCAGAGCACCCCUCUCGGUAUCUACCCAUUCGGCUCCAAGGCCGAUACAGAGAAGAUCCUCUCCAUGACCCGGUCUGGUGGUGUCUCCGUCAACGAUGCCGCAUUACACAUUCCCACACUCCCCUUCGGCGGCGUGGGCGAAUCCGGCUACGGCGCAUACCGUGGCCGAUCCAGCUUCGACAUCUUCGUCCACCGUCGCCCCAUCACAAGCAGCCCGGGCUGGCUUGAAUCCUUGCUGGCGAUCCGCUACCCGCCUUACGCCGGCAAGCUCAGCAAGUUCAAGGCAGGCAGCACUCUGGUGCCUGACUUUGAUCGCACAGGCCAGAAAGUUACCCUGGGCUGGUUGCGGUUUGUCUUCACACUCGGUGGAGGAUCCGCAAAGGCUGGUGCUGGUAGGGCUGUCAUUGUUGCUGCUGGUGAGUGAAACCGGUGUAUUGUGUUUGGGAUGUAAUCUUUUUUUUUUUUGUUUCAUUUCCCUUCUAUUGAUAUACCCUACUUAUACCUACUUAUACCCUACUUAUACCCUACUUAUACCCUACUU
Molecule: messenger RNA, 1984 nt
Organism: Aspergillus ochraceoroseus IBT 24754
Lineage: Eukaryota; Fungi; Ascomycota; Eurotiomycetes; Eurotiales; Aspergillaceae
Product: hexadecenal dehydrogenase
Exons: 4
Coding region: 323-1867 (514 amino acids)
Biological process (GO): aldehyde metabolic process
Cellular component (GO): cytoplasm
Molecular function (GO): aldehyde dehydrogenase (NAD+) activity
Source: RefSeq, a predicted model, not a curated record